Molecule: messenger RNA, 12359 nt
Organism: Pectinophora gossypiella (pink bollworm)
Lineage: Eukaryota; Metazoa; Arthropoda; Insecta; Lepidoptera; Gelechiidae
Gene: Ten-m
Product: teneurin-m
Exons: 19
Coding region: 166-9693 (3175 amino acids)
Biological process (GO): motor neuron axon guidance
Source: RefSeq, a predicted model, not a curated record
CACGGCAACACGUCCUACCACCCCUGUGAACACACCAGCGCCGCCCUGACGUUGUGCAGUGACCGAAGUGGGAACGAACGUUGUGAUUUGUUUUGUGUGACAUAGAGUGCAACUUGUGAACGCGACAGAAAAUUGUGUUUCAGUGAUGAGGUUGUUCGCUACGUUAUGAAUGGUCUGGAUCGGUGCUUCUUCGAUCAACGUGAGUCGCAACAGAAUGGGGAUGACUGCAGUUAUAGUUAUAUAAGCCUGGGCCGGCUGCACCCGUACGGCUCGGGCAGCAGCGGAUCUAGCGGCAGCGGGCGGCGGCGUGCGCGCAGUCGCGGAUUAUCCGACUCGCCCACCGCGCCCACUACGCCCACGUCGGCCUCCGACAACGCGUCCGACGCGACGCUCACCGACUCUGAGCUGCCGCUGGCCAGGGACUCUACUCUUCUCGUCCAGAACGGCAUGCUGAGAUCUACCUACGACCGGUCAGACCACGAACGUUGUCUGCUGGAAGGCUCGCGGCCCCCGCCUGAUGUGCCUCCGCGCAACCCGACCAUGUCUCGCCUGAACGGGCGUAUCACCGGCAAUCCAGCCGACCUCGCCGACUUCGAACCUUCGUGUCUAGUGCGCACGCCUUCCGGCAACUUCUAUGUGCCUUCAGGGGACAUCCAGAAGAACCCGUCUAUGGACUACAAGUCGAAUUCGUCGUGUAGUAGUCCAGGCAAACAGGACAAGAGCACCCUUGAAAGGAUGGACAGGAGUGAGCGGUCGCACCCUGCGUUUGGCGCGCCGGUCCCAGUACUCCCAGUCCGUAACAAUCUGCGGGCCACGCACUUCCCUUCCAAUGCGUCUCGGUUCCACUUCAGAAAAGACCUCUCCUCUAGAUGUUCGUGGAAAUGUACUGCAAUAGUGUUUAUAAUACUCUUCGUACUUCUCUUAGCCAUCGCUUCUUAUAUAUCAGCUUCAUAUUUCGUCAACUGGUCAUAUCAGAACGCAAAAUCGUGUAAUGUAGUGGUUGGCGAAUCAACGGAGACAUUCCCAGCGUCUAAAGCGACGACGCUGGAGUCAGCAAACAGAUCUUUAGUCAGCAGACCGCACCAAAACUCGCCGUCUUCCGGCACAGGUAAAGUCGACCACCCACGCCGUCGUAGAAGCGUAGAUGGGCAUGCUUCUAUACCACCUUCUGUUUCUAUGGACUCUUCCACUGUAGAUAUGCAUGAACUAAUCACCACGCCUCCUGUGGACACUGUUAGCUUAGUGCAUGGUGUGGUGUCGGCUUCGGGGCCUGAAACUACGGACGACGAAGGUAAAGCUUCAAGCGGUGUUGAUAAUCCAACGGCUAAUAUUGGUGACCUAACAAAUAAUGAGCUUGACGCAACGUUUAGUGAACCCGAUGGAAAAGAAACAACUGACUCUGUUCUAAUCGUUUCUGCAAAAACUGAGGAAAUUCCGAUUGUAAACACUACUGAAAUUUCAAAUGUAAAUAACCACAGUGACCUGGGAGCAAAUAAUACAAUUAAACCUAAAGAAAAUAUAACUGAAAAACCUAGUGUCAAUCAUCCUCCUGAAAUCAUACCUACUGAAACGACAGAAAAACAAAAACCACAAAACAAUAAAGACGACAUUGCCUACGAUCCCGAUUCCAUGCAAGGAGAUUCGUUUCCAUCGAUUUAUGCAUAUGGCGUUCAAAAACUUCAAUAUCUAAAAUUACUAACCAGGCUUAACCAAGUCAGUGAAGAACUACACAUUAGCUCCAAUGAGUCUAUUGAGACGGAUGACGAAAUCGACAAGUUGCACUACGACAACGAUAAAACAGUCAAAAAAGUUGAAACUACCACCUUACCCAAAAUAACUACUAAUGUACCAAUUACUAAGACAGAAACUACUGAAACAAGUAAACCUACCACAGAAGAGACUAUCAUUGUCACGACACAUAAUCCUCCUCCAGCACCGAUUGAGCAUGUCGUGACUACACCACCGAGUGAUACUAACUCUAACCCUGUUGUAAAUAUGUCUACUACCACAGAGGAAAACAUUCCUACUGAAGAUGCUACUGUAACGUCUGCCGCUGAUUCCAAAACCUCGGAUUUAGCCGUUAACGCUAAACACGUAAUGAUUAAUCUGACAAUCUCCGCGGAUGGUUCUCAGAAUUCUGAUUACAAACCACUUUAUUCCUUAACAGUGAGAGUUCCAACUGACGGCGACACAAAUGAAAUUCCAACUGUGAAAAUAACACCAAUGGAUAUCGAACCUACACAGCCUACGAAUUUCAAUAAGCCUAUGACUAUAGAAGGUGUUACUAAAAUAAGUAAACCAGUAAACACUGAAGCCGAUUGGGGAGGAAGUUGUGAAUGUUCGUGCCCUGUAUGCGACGGAAACAAUUCUCCAGAUGACUUUUAUGAUGAUGAGUAUGGAAGUACAACCGUGCAAACAGAAACAGACAAAGCCACUGGUAGAGUAGAAAACGUUACAGAAGUGACCUCUACUUCCAGUGACCUUUAUAGCACAACAGAGUUAGUAACGGAAACUGAAAACUUUGAAACAAUUGCUACAGCAACUUGGAGUGACCUAACCGAAACAACAAGUGAUUUCACAACAGAAUCAGAUGCAACAACUGAUGGUUUAUCUACAACUGAAGUCCCAAAGUGCGUAUGUCCUAAGGUUAAGCCUCCACCCAUUCUCAUUCUGGAAGGUGCGCGAACAUUCCCCGCGCAAACGUUCCCACCUGAUGGAACGACGUUCAAAGAAAUUAAUUUAGGUGAAAAAAUAUCAAAUGAAAUCCCUCCAUAUAGUUACUGGAACGUGCAGUUCUAUCGUUCAGAAGCCUCUUACGUGAGGUUCGACUACAUGAUCCCGAGAGGAGCAUCGAUAGGGGUCUACGCAAGGAGGAACGCUCUUCCGACGGUGACGCAAUACCACUUCUUGGAGGUUCUGAGCGGAUUCAAAGCGCGGACGACGAGGGCAUCACAUCCAUCGGUGAAGAAAGAAAUAACACACUACAUGGAACAAGGCCACUGGUUCCUUUCCUUGUACAACGAUAACGGCGAUCCCCAGGAAGUCUCAUUUGUUGCUAUUGUAGCUGAAGACAUGACCCAUAACUGCCCCAACGGUUGCUCUGGUAAAGGAGAGUGUUUGAUGGGACAUUGUCAGUGCCAACCUGGAUUUGGAGGCGAGGAUUGCAGUGAAAGUGUAUGUCCAGUCCUAUGCAGUCAACGAGGCGAGUACAUCAACGGAGAAUGUCAAUGCAAUCCAGGCUGGAAAGGCAAGGAAUGUUCGUUACGCCACGACGAAUGUGAAGUCCCAGACUGCAACGGUCAUGGUCAUUGCGUCAAUGGGAAAUGCUCUUGCGUCCGAGGAUACAAGGGCAAAUUCUGCGGUGAAGUCGACUGCCCUCAUCCUACCUGCUCCGGUCAUGGCUUCUGUAUCGAAGGUUCCUGCAUCUGCAAGAAGGGCUGGAAGGGUCUGGACUGCGCUACCAUGGAUAAGGAUGCUCUACAAUGUUUGCCAGAUUGCUCCGGACACGGCACUUUCGAUGUGGACACGCAGACAUGCACUUGUCACGCCAAGUGGUCUGGAGAAGAUUGCUCCAAGGAGGUAUGCGACCUAGACUGUGGUCCCCAUGGACGAUGCGUUGGCGAGUCUUGUGUCUGCGAUCCCGGAUGGACUGGCGAAUUCUGCACUUCAAAACUCUGCGACGCAAGAUGUAGCGAUCACGGCCAAUGCAAGAAUGGAACAUGUCUCUGCGUUUCUGGUUGGAAUGGAAGACAUUGCACUUUAGAAGGUUGUCCACGAGGUUGCGCUGGUCACGGACAAUGCAGAGUGGCUAAUGAUGGACACUGGGAGUGCAAGUGCUUCGAUGGUUGGGACGGUCCUGACUGUACCACUUUGAAGGAACAAAUAUGCGAUGACGCUAAAGACAACGACAAGGAUGGCCUAGUUGAUUGCGAGGAUCCAGAAUGUUGUCAGAGCGCCGCCUGUAAGGGCAGCCAGUUGUGCGUAUCCUCACCGAAGCCGACAGACAUCCUCCUACGCAAGCAACCUCCGGCCAUCACUGCCUCCUUCUUCGAGAGGAUGAAGUUCCUCAUCGAUGAAGGUAGUCUCCAGAACUACGCUAAACAGGAAACAUUCAACGAAAGUCGGUCUGCGGUUAUCCGAGGUCGUGUUGUGACUUCCCUGGGCUCUGGGCUUGUUGGAGUUAGGGUGUCCACCUCCACUCCCCUGGAAGGGUUCACAUUGACCAGAGAAGACGGGUGGUUCGACCUUUUAGUCAACGGAGGAGGCGCAGUGACACUGCACUUUGGAAGAGCGCCGUUCAAACGAUCCUCGCAAGUUGUCUUCGUGCCUUGGAACGAGGUGGUGAUAAUCGACUCGGUAGUGAUGACAACCGCUGACGAGAAGGCUGGUAUGGGCCCUCCCCAGGCGUGUCUGGCUCACGACUAUGACGCCAUGAAACCAGUGGUGCUGGCCACAUGGAAGCAUGGGUUCCAGGGUGCUUGUCCUGAUAAGAGCGCGAUCUUGGCUGAGUCUCAGGUGGUUCAAGAAAGUCUUCAAAUCCCCGGCACUGGGCUCAACCUGGUCUAUCACAGUUCUCGUGCUGCCGGCUACCUGUCCACCAUACAGCUCCAACUAACUCCUGAGAAAGUCCCACCGACUUUAGCGCUCAUCCAUUUGCGAAUUACAAUCGAAGGCAUCUUGUUUGAGAAGACAUUUGAAGCAGACCCUGUCAUCAAGUUCACAUAUCCUUGGAACAGACUGAAUGUCUACAGACAACGAGUGUAUGGAGUCACAACAGCUCUUGUGAAAGUUGGAUAUCAGUACACGGAUUGUAAAGAUAUCAUCUGGAACGUACAAACGACGAAGCUGAGUGGUCAUGACAUGAGCAUCUCCGAUGUUGGUGGAUGGAAUUUGGAUAUCCAUCACAGAUACAACUUCCAUGAAGGAAUCCUACAAAAAGGCGACGGGACAAACAUUUAUUUAAAACAUAAGCCUCGUUUGAUAAUCACGACUAUGGGAGAUGGUCGUCAACGUGCUUUGGAAUGCGGCAAUGAAUGUUCCGGAUCGGCGAGCAAGCAAAGACUACUGGCACCUGUGGCAUUAGCUGCAGCGCCAGAUGGCUCUAUCUUUGUUGGAGACUUCAACCUCGUUAGGAAGAUUAGCACCGAUGGAACUGUACGCACUGUGGUCAAAUUGAAUGCCACUCGAGUGUCCUACCGCUAUCACAUGGCUCUGUCACCACUUGAUGGCACCCUCUACAUCUCCGACCCUGAAUCGCAUCAAAUCAUCAAAGUCCGCAACACUGACGACUACAGCGACCCAGAACACAACUGGGAAACAGUCGUUGGUUCUGGCGAGAGAUGUCUUCCUGGAGAUGAAGCGCAUUGUGGCGAUGGAGCACUAGCCAGAGACGCUAAACUCGCCUACCCGAAAGGUGUGGCAGUGUCCAUCGACAACAUCUUGUACUUCGCUGACGGCACCAACAUCCGCAUGGUUGAUCGUGACGGCAUAAUCACAACGGUUAUCGGAAACCAUAUGCACAGGGCGCACUGGAAACCAAUCCCUUGUGAAGGAACACUCAGCGUUGAAGAAGUGCACUUGAGAUGGCCAACAGAACUCGCCAUUAAUCCUUUGGACAACAGCUUGCAUAUCAUCGAUGAUCAUAUGAUUCUUCAAAUGGCUCCCGAUGGCAGAGUAAAAGUCAUAGCUGGUAGGCCAUUGCAUUGUCCAUCGCCAUUAACUGGCAUUGAUAUGGAACUUGCGACCUAUGCUACAUUGGUUAUGCCACAAAGCAUAGCCUUUGGUGCUGCUGGAGAUUUGUACGUCGCUGAGAGUGAUUCUCAAAGAAUCAACAGAGUUCGUCUCAUCACAACUGACGGAAAAAUAUCCCUAUAUGCUGGCGCUGAGUCGAAAUGCAACUGCUUAGAGAGAGGCUGUGAUUGCUUCGAAGCUGACCACUUCUUGGCGUCUAACUCGAAAUUCAAUACCAUCUCAGCUGUGAUCGUAAGUCCAGACGGGAUAGUCCAUAUCGCUGACCAAGCCAACUACAGAGUACGUUCGGUAAUGGCCAGCAUUCCUGACGCAAGCGGAACACGAGAGUAUGAGAUUUAUUCGCCAGAUACCCAAGAGAUUUACAUCUUCAACAGAUUCGGACAACACGUCAUGACAAAGAACAUUCUGACUGGCGAAAACAACUACGUUUUCACGUAUACCGUCAAUACCAGCAAUGGAAAGCUUAGCACUGUCACCGAUGCAGCUGGCAACAAAGUCUUCUUACUUCGAGAUUACUCCAGUAUGGUCAAUUCCAUAGAAAACACCAAAGGUCAAAAGUGCAGACUAAAGAUGUCCAGAAUGAAAAUGUUACAAGAACUUAGAACACCAGACAAUUUUAACAUGACUUUUGACUAUCACGGCACAACCGGUCUUUUGAAGGCCAAAUACGAUAGCACAGGUAGAAGCUACAUCUAUAAAUAUGACGAAUUUGGAAGACUUACAUCAGCCGUGACACCAACUGGCAGAAUCAUCAACUUGACAUUCGACCUUAGUCUCAAAGGCGCUACUGUGUUAGUAACCGAAAAUAACAGGAAGCCCAUAUCAAUCUUAAUAAAGGGUUCUUCAGUUAAUACUAAAAUUGGUGAAGCUGAGAAGAAGACGAUCAUAUCAACAGACGGAAGUAUUUCUUCAAGCAUGCCUUGGGGUCAUAUAAUAUCUACCGACACCGUUCCCUACACAAUUCUGUCAGAAAUCGACCCGAUUCUUGGAGAAAGCUACCCGGUGCCAGCCAAGCAAAGAGUUGAAGUAGGCGGCGAUCUAGCGAAUCGAUUUGAAUGGCGAUACUUCUUACGACGCUUACAAUCUAACAAAGGAAAGUCCAGUAAGGCUGUUGCCCAGAUCGGUCGUAAACUUCGAGUUAAUGGUGAAAACCUCCUCACACUUGAAUACGAUAGAGAUUCGUCUACUGUUGCUGUGUUUAUGGACGAUAAAGUCGAACUUCUAAACGUGACAUACGAUAGAACAGCUAGACCUGUAAAAUGGGGCCCGAGAAACGACAUCUUUGCUGAAGUGGAACUGGAAUAUGACAGAUUUAACAGACUAACGAAAUGGAGUUGGGGAGAUCUCAACGAAACCUACGGAUUCGAUAGAGCUGGAAGGUUACAUGAAAUCAGAUACGGCGAUGGCUCGUCUUUGGCGUACUCAUUCAGAGAUAUGUUUACAAGUCUGCCAUUGAAGGUUACUACACCGAGAGGCAGCGACUAUCUACUCGAUUAUGAUGACUCUGGCGCACUUCAAAACUUAACAACUCCACGAGGCCACAUUCACACGUUUGCCCUAAUGACGUCGUUAGGUUACUUCAAAUAUCAAUACUUCUCACCAAUGAACCGACAUCCAUAUGAAAUACUUUACAACGAUGAUGGCCAUAUCCUGGCAAAGAUAUUCCCUCACCAGUCCGGUAAAAUCCUUUACGCUUACGAUAGCACUGGCAAACUAGAAAAUAUUUUAGCUGGCGCCUCAUCAAUACGCUACGUGUAUCACGAAAACUCGCAUUUGGUAAAGAACGUUGAGAUCACCGACCUAGACUAUGAACUAAAACAGGAUUUCAAAUACCACGCCGGUAUUCUUAAGGAUUCAAAGAUGAAGUUCAAUUCUAAGAGCGGUUUAAACAACGGUCAUUUCAAAUACCAAUACGAUGGCAACGCUCGGCUCUCGACAAUUGACGUAAAUAUCAACAGCAAGGAAAUGCCGCAACUGAGACUCAAAUACAACCAAAAUCUCGGAAGUCUCGAGGCAGUUAGCGAUCUGAGAAUCUAUAGAAAUACUUUCAAUCGUUCCGUCAUGCAAGACACCAGCAAGCAAUACUUCACAAUCACUGACUACGAUGACCACGGCAGAAUUAAGACGGUUCUUAUGAAUAUCAAAUCUUUCGACGUCUUCCGUUUAGAACUGGAAUACGACGUAAGAAAUCGAAUCAAAACCAAAAAGAUGAUGAUUGGAGAUACGUCUUCAAAUGAACGAAUCAGCUACAACUAUGAUGGUCAUCUCAUGGAAGUCGUUGGGUCUGAAGAUGACUGGAAAUAUGUAUACGAUGAAAAUGGCAAUGUGAUUGGUGUGAUUGAGCGUGGUGAAAAGCGAUACCUUGGCUACGACAUUGGGGAUAGAGUUGUUCAGUACGGUGAUAUCGAAUUCAGCAGCUACGAUGGACGCGGCUUCGUCAUCAGACGCGGCGAACAAAAAUACAGAUACAACUCCAGAGGCCAGUUCGUGCAUGCCUUUGAAAGAGAGAAGUUCCAAAUGUGGUAUUAUUACGAUGACAGGAACCGACUCGUCGCAUGGAAAGAUGAUAAGAACAACGUUACUCAGUUCUUCUACGCUAAUCCCCAGACUCCAAACUUGAUCACACACAUGCAUUAUCCGAAGGCAGAAAAGACCGUUCGUUUCCUCUAUGACCAGCGAGACUUCCUUACCUGCAUUGAGACUGAGGACCAACGCUUUUAUGUUGCGACAGACCACAACGGCUCACCGCUGGUAGUGUUCGAUGUCAACGGCGAGAUUAUAAAAGAAAUCAAGCGUAGUCCAUUCGGCAAGAUCAUCAAAGACAGCAAUCCUGGUUUCUACGUCCCUGUAGACUUCCACGGAGGCAUAUUUGACUACAAUACUAAUUUGAUCUAUUUGGAGAACCGUCUGUACGAUCCUGUGGUAGGACAAUGGAUGACACCGAGCUGGGAACACUUGGCGACGAAAUUAAGUCUACCAACAGACAUUUUCAUCUACAGAUUCAAGAACAACGACCCGAUUAAUAAGAACCAGAACGUUCCCUAUAUGACCAACUUGGGCAGUUGGCUGCAACUGUACGGGUAUGACUUGAAUAAGAUGAUGGGAUCCAAGUACAUCUCCGACAUGAUAUUCUCACCGAUGACGUCAGUAACUGCUCCUCAGCUGGCCCCUGAUUUCGGUGUGAUGUCUGGUCUCCAAUGCAUCAUUGAGAAGGUAAACGAUAAGCUAUCUGACAUGGACUUCGUCCCGACACCUCUUCUGAAAAUGGAGCCGAUCACCAGAAACCUUCUCCCAAGAGUGUCUUACAAACGUGGGGUAUUUGGCGAAGGGGUUCUAAUCUCUAGAGUGGACGGCAAAGCCUUCAUAAGCGUUGCCGAUGGAGCCAACAGCGUUGUAGAGGAUGUCAUAACAACAGUCUUCAAUAACUCCUACUUCCUCGAUGUGCACUUCAGCAUUCAUGAUCAAGAUGUCUUCUAUUUCGUGAAAGAUAAUACGCUGAAGAUCAGAGAUGAUAUGGAAGAACUGAGGAGGCUUUCUGGCAAAUUCAACGUAUCACAAGACGAGACUAACGACCAAGGAUUAGAGGUCCGGGUACAUGCAGUCGGUAAAGGUUCUGCACAAGCAGUAAUCGUUCUUCGAUACGGUGUUGAUCCAGCUCAAGAAAGGAUUAAGCUUUUGAAACAUGCCCACAAGAGAGCCGCCGCCAGAGCAUGGGAAAGGGAAAAGGCUCUAGUAGCCGCCGGCUGGGAGGGCAGAGGAACGUGGACUGAGGAAGAGAAAGAAGAACUUAUAUCUCACGGGAUAGUGGACGGCUGGGCGGCAAAGGAUGUCCACUCCCUGUCCAAGUACCCGCAGCUGGCGGACGACCCAGCCAACAUCAUGUUCGUGCGCGACGGCAGGCGGAAACGGAGAAAGAGCGGGCGCGCGCGCCACCGCUCGUGACUUCACUAACGUGCCAUAACCGCCAUGUUCCCAACACCCGUCGACAAAAUGGCGGACGUUCGGAAUCUCGGUAGGGUUUUAGUUGAUACAAUUUAUAGGACUGGAGUGUUAUGAUGGCAUUGUAUGGUCGAUCUUGUGAUUGGAUGUGUAUUUGAAAAGCGGACUGACGGUUUUCUAAGGAAAGGAAAUGGAUAGGAUAAGAAUGGAAGGAACGGACAAACUUUGUUAUGUUAAGCCAUAGUGACUCUUUUUUUUCGUACUUAGCUGUAACCAACAAUCCCUGUUUAAGCUUUUUUACUUAUCUCUCAUUGGACUGAAGAAUCUCUUCAAAUAUACCUAUAUACUAACUCAACAGGGUACCGAGUCAUAAAUAAAAUGAAAUUUAAUAAUACUAUUAACUGAGCAUAAUAUGAAACCAAAAAUACUCAAUGCGAUCACAAUUAUUUUAUAAAUCUUUGAUAUUAUUUUUACAAUAUUACCUAUUUUAAAUCAUUUAUAUCAUAUUAACAACACCUAGAAUAUUUUCACAAGCCCAUGUAUUCCUAUCACAUAUUUUAGCCAAAUAUUUCGUUCUAUCCAUACCUUUAGGUAUUUGUAAAUAAUAUUUUAUUCUUGUAGUUGUUCCUUUUAAUGUUAGGCCUAAGGUCUUUUUUUACUUCGCAAUACUAUUACUAUCUAAGCAAUAAUUUUAUAUUUUUUUAUAUCCUAGCGCGUUUCUCUUCAAAUUGAAUGACCCCAAGGAUUUAGUAGCAAGCCUGGAACCUUGUCGCAUUAAAUUUGCGGAUAUCAUUUUAGUCCACAGCAUAAUUUCCAUAAGCCGUACGUAUUAUUUCGGAGCAACAGAGUUCUAAGUAGAUUCAGGUGAAUAUCCCAUAGCGUAGCAAGGCUUCAAAUUAAAAAUGCAAAUAAAGUAGCUCCUACAUGUUGGAAAGUCAGUUUAGUUGGAAGUUUUGAAAUUCCCUGAAAUACCCACAGAUUGUUCUAAAUUCUUACGUAUUCGUAACUGAUGUUUAGAUAAUAGAUAAAAAUAAAUUUAGAAAUGCAAGCCCACAGAUAAUUGAAACUUGGAAACGUGACCAUAUAACACAGACUGUUGACAGCUGCAUUCCAACAUUGGGUUCAUUAACAUUCACGCGAGCACCAUAUGGCCAGAGGUCAUCAAUUGGUACAAAAUAUACUGCUUACUUGAACUGCGGCUACGGUCAGCUCGUGUAUACAGUAAACGAUAAUACGUACAUCUGCAUGUGUUGUGCAAUAAUCAAGGAGUAGUUUACAUAAUCGUCUAGGGCCCUUCUUGCUGGCUUACAAAGCGUGUUUCCUUAGAGACUGAAUUAUUUUUACUUUAUCAAUGAGGGAUUUUCCAAUCGACGUUCCCCAAACACACGAUAGAUGGCGUUGUUCACGUUUAAUGUGAUAAUUACCUACUUUCUCAUUGCCAGGGUACAUAAUUAUACAAAAAUGUAAUGUAAUGGCAGAAACAGCAAGGCAAGUGUUAUCAAUGAAAUUAGAAGUUUAAACGAAGAAAAACUUUAACAACGCCAUCUAUCGUGUUUUGGGGAACGCCGAUUGGAAGUUCCCUCAUUACAUUUAAAUGCGUAAAGUCCACCUACAAAUACACCGAACAAUUUGAAAUCAAGGAUUUUACGCAAUCAAAUGUUAAAAUUACGUGAUUUGUGAGCGUUUCCAAAAGUAAGUCAGCUGGAAGAAAAAAAUGUAAUUAAAUAAAAUUGUAGAUUUAUAGUAUAUGUCCAUAAAUGUGUCUCAUUUAAAUUGUGGUGUCUACUCCGUGUUAGAAGUACUAAUUUAAUGCUAGUUGACUGAGUGGAUGGUGAUAUGAUUCGGAUAUUUUUUACAAAAAGAUGCUAGUAUCGGGUACGUUGCCCCGCGGGCUAGCGGUCGGGGCCCUUUGUGGUGAUAUUUUUGCAAAAUGUGACUAAACGAAGCAAUACAUUGUAAUGUAAUACGUCUUAUCCUUUAUUUAGUAUACUAUAAGGUGUAUUUUUAUUUAAAAUAAUAUAUUAUUCUAUUGUGAAUGUAGUUAUUCAUUUCGCGGUGAUAUUUACUAGAGCAGUAUAGUUAUCUUUUUUAUAAUGUAUAAAGAAUUCUAAUUUGUAAAUAGGUACUUAAAGUUGAGGAAUGUAAUCUGUAAAAAUAUUGUACAUAUCUUUACGCUUGAAUUAUUUAUAAACCGGUAAGAUUAUAGAGUACGACAAUGUAAUAUACGACACGAGAGUGGCAGGUGUUGCCAACCCCUUGAACGUGUUAGUGAUGCGAACUGUAGUGCUGGUAAUGUAACUCAUUACACCAGCACUCCAGUCUGCUACAACGUAGCCCAGGCCGAUAACACGACCAAAUUGAAUCGUCACACUCUCCAACGCCAAUAAACCGCGCACGAGACCUUUUGAUUUGGUCGUAAUCGAGUCCACACCGCAUAGCUCGCCAUAGAGCCCUACCAUAGCUUCUAGAUUAUUUUAGAAGGCUUCACAGUCCACGGAAGGCAUUUCUUGUAGAACUCAAUUCCUCGAGCUGCAUUUAAUUUGUACUAUUGUAGAUACAACUUGUAGGCCUGGAUGGGUUUGCGUACAUUAGCAGAUUUUUACUUCGAAUCUCAUUUUAUUGCCUCUUUAUUUGAGGUUUUUAGUCGCAAAGACUUUUAAGCUAUUCUU